Molecule: messenger RNA, 4991 nt
Organism: Mercurialis annua (annual mercury)
Lineage: Eukaryota; Viridiplantae; Streptophyta; Magnoliopsida; Malpighiales; Euphorbiaceae
Product: G-type lectin S-receptor-like serine/threonine-protein kinase RKS1
Exons: 16
Coding region: 66-4838 (1590 amino acids)
Biological process (GO): recognition of pollen; protein phosphorylation
Molecular function (GO): ATP binding; protein kinase activity
Source: RefSeq, a predicted model, not a curated record
AAUCAAAUCCAUGUGUGACAGAAGACCAGUUUCACACUGUUAGUGGGUGGAAAUGAAGAACUACUAUGAAGAUCAAUAAAAAUAUACUUCACACAGCAGAAAUGCUUUUGAGUUUGUUGUUUCUAGCCAUUCUCUUCACAUCUUGUCAUUCCAUUGACACUAUAACCACCAAUCACUCCUUAACAGAUUCCGAUAUUUUGGUCUCGGGAAAUGGAAUAUUCGCAUUAGGAUUUUUUAGCCCCGGAAAAUCUAAGUAUAGAUAUGUCGGCAUCUGGUAUCACAAGCUGCCGGAGCAAACUGUGGUGUGGGUAGCAAAUCGGAACAAUCCGAUUACUCAGUCGUCAGGAGUUCUCUCUAUAACCCCGGAUGGAAAUUUUGUUUUAAAUGAUGUCGAUGAUAUGAAGUUUCCUGUGUGGUCGACUAAUAUCUCAACAGGAAGAGUAGAAAGUUGUGUAGCUCGGCUUUUGGAUUCAGGAAAUCUGGUUCUGCUUCAUAAUGAAAGUAAAACAAUUGUUUGGCAAAGCUUUGAUUAUCCUACUGAUACCAUGCUUCCAGGUCUGAAAAUUGGUUUGAAUAGGAAAAUCGGCCUAUAUAGGUCCUUAACUUCAUGGAGAUCAUUGAAUGAUCCAGGAACUGGGGACUGGUUGUACAAGCUAAACCCGGAUGGCUGUCCGCAGUUCUUUUUGUACGAGGGUUCUUCCCGGAUUUGGCGAAGCAGCCCGUGGCCAUGGGAUCCAGCACCGACGCCUGGCUACUUGCCGACUUCUGCUAACAAUCAAGACGAGAUAUAUUACACGUUUAUUUUGGACGGGGAGUUUCUUUUAUCAAGAAUUGUGCUCAAGAGCUCUGGAUUGCUCCAACGGCUUACUUGGGACAACGCUUCUGACCAAUGGAGAGUCUCCAGGUCAGAACCUAAGCACAAAUAUGAACACUGUGGACCAAAUAGUGUGUUGAACUCUAACAAUCUUGAUAGUCUUGAGUGCAUGUGUCUGCCAGGGUUUGAGCCUAAGUCCUUAAAAAAUUGGUAUCUCAGAGAUGGCUCAGCUGGGUGUGUGAGGAAGCGAGAGAAAACAUCGUCGAUAUGCAGAAAUGGAGAAGGGUUUAUUAAGGUGAAGCGUGUAAAGCUUCCGGAUACUUCUGUAGCAGCUCUAGUUAACGAGAGUUUGAGCAGCACAGAGUGUGAACAAUUGUGCCUGAGGAAUUGUUCCUGCAAAGCAUUUGCAUGCUUGGAUAUUGAGAGGAAAGGCUAUGGCUGCUUGACUUGGUAUGAUGAGUUAAGGGACACAGUGGAGUAUACGGAGGGACGAGAUAUGUAUGUUCGUGUGGACGCUGUAGAGCUAGCUGAGAUUGCCAGUAAAAGAGGAAGGUUUUUGGAAAGGAAUGGAAAGGUGGUUAUUCCAGUAGUAUCUGCUGCUUUGAAUAUGCUUUUAAUCUUUGUAAUUGCGAAAUUUUGGCUAAGGAAGAUGAGGAAACGAAAAGUGAAGAAAAGACGGACACACGGACUAUUAUUAUCUGCGCUAUCGGAAACUGAACUUGCAGAAAGCAGACAACCUUCGGAUUUGCCAUUUUUCGAUCUGUACAUUAUAGCUACUGCGACUAAGAAUUUCAGUCCAGCAAACAAACUUGGACAAGGAGGUUUCGGCACAGUUUAUAAGGGUGAGUUGCACAACGGGAGACAGAUUGCUGUCAAAAGAUUAUCGCAGACUUCAGGCCAAGGAAUGGAAGAAUUCAAAAAUGAAGUGAUGCUGCUUACAAGGCUUCAACACAGGAAUCUUGUGAAACUUCUAGGAUGUUGCAUUCAAGGGGAAGAACAAAUGUUGAUCUACGAAUACUUGCCAAACAAAAGUUUGGACUACUUUAUUUUCGAUGAGAGUAGAAGAUCGGUUUUGGAUUGGAGAAAAUGUUUUGAUAUAAUAGUAGGAAUUGCAAGGGGAAUCUUGUAUCUUCAUCAUGACUCGAGAUUGAGAAUUAUUCAUAGAGAUUUAAAAGCCAGCAAUAUUUUAUUAGAUGCCGAUAUGAUGCCAAAAGUUUCAGAUUUUGGAAUGGCUAGGAUAUUUUUAGGAGAUGAAGUUCAAAAUGAGACUAAGCGAGUAGUUGGAACGUAUUUUGGAGUUAUGUUGCUGGAGAUCAUAACCGGCAAGAGGAGCAAUAAUUCAUUUCCGGAGGACCCUUCACUGACUUUGAUCGGACAUGUGUGGAAUUUGUGGAGAGAACGAAGAGCCUUAGAAAUAGUUGAUUCUGUUGUUCUCAUGCUAACAGGUGAAGUGAACCUUCCGUGUCCUAAACAGCCUGCAUUCAUAUUAGGAACAAGUUAUAAAGAUCCCGAUGCAUUAAACCCGGGAGUAAAUUGUUCUUUGAAUCAGGUAACAAUCACACGAGUUGUCGCGCGUUUUUGUAAUUCAGAUAAUAUUAUUAACACGAAUCAGUCUUUCAAAGAAGGCGAUCUACUAGUCUCAAGUGGUACUAAUAAGUUUGCAUUCGGGUUCUUCAGCCCCGGCAGUUCUAGCAAGAAAUAUCUUGGAAUUUGGUUCCAUAAAGUUUCAAAAAGAUCAGCUGUUUGGGUAGCUAAUAGGAACAAUCCUGCCAAUGGCUCGUCUGCAGUUUUAUCGAUCAAUCAAAACGGGAACCUUGUUCUCUAUAAUGAUCCCAACCAGAAGAUCGAAGUCUGGUCUACAAACGUAACAGAGAAGGUAAGAGAUGGAUGUAUAGCUCAGCUCUUGGAUUCAGGGAACUUAGUUUUGCUUGAAGCAACAAGUAAAAGAAUUGUGUGGCAGAGCUUUGAUUAUCCCACUGACACCAUCAUUUCCGGAAUGAAACUCGGGCAGAAUCAGAAAGCUGGUCUAGAGUGGUAUCUAACCUCAUGGAAAUCACCAGAUGACCCUGGAACCGGGGAUUACUCGUUUAAACUCGACCCCACUGGCUCGCCGCAAUUCAUUUUAUACAAGGGCUUGAAACCUCACUGGCGAGCCCACGUAUGGCCGAAGAGGAAAUUCUCCAAUGUGUAUAGCUAUACUUAUGUGUUCAAUCAACAUGAGAUGUACUCAAUCCACAAUUUACUUGAUACUUCGGUUAUUCUAAGAAUAGUGGUGGACCAUUUAGGGUUCUUCAAGUGGAUAACAUGGCAUGAGAGUGAUGGCCAAUGGAAGGACUUCUGGUCUGUGCCUAAAUACUCAUGUGAUUUCUAUGGAAAAUGUGGUGCUUAUAGCCUAUGUAGUCCUAGCAAUCCUGAUAUAUUUGAAUGUUCUUGUUUACCUGGAUACGAACCUAGGUCUCCGCGUGAUUGGUAUUUCAGAGACGCAUCGCACGGAUGUGUCAAUAAAAGGUUAGAAUCUUCCUCAGUUUGCGGACAUGGAGAUGGUUUUGUGAAGCUCAAGAAUGUGAAGUUAGCAGACACUUCGAAAGCAGCUUGGAUUGCCAUGAAUCUGAGCCAGGUGGAGUGUGAACAAGAAUGCUUGAGGAAUUGCUCUUGCUCGGCUUAUUCAAUGGUACAAAAGGAUCGUAAAGAGAAAGGCUGUUUGGUAUGGUACGGAGAGUUAAUAGACACGGUAGAUCAUAUGGAUGACGACUCAGAUAUGCAUGUUCGUGUUGAUGCAGUUGAAUUAGCUAAUAUUCAUGCAAGAAAAUCAAAUGGUUUUCUUGGAAACAAAGAGCAGGAAAUUCUAGUAUUGUCUGCAGGUGCAGCAUGGUUUACAAUUCUUUUCUUCGUCUAUUUGUGGUUUAGGAGGAGAAAAAAGAAAGGUCUGAAGAAAAAACUGGGAGACAGAGUGUUUGAUCCUAAGAGUGGUUCGAUCUACUACAAAAAUACCAUAGUGGCGAAUGAGCUAGAGGGGGAUAUUUGUCCUCCAGGCAUAGCGUAUUUCGAUCUCAGCAGCAUAAUUGCUGCCACCAACAAUUUCUCUCCAGCCAACAAACUUGGAGAGGGCGGUUUCGGCUCAGUUUAUAAGGGUCAGCUUACAAAUGGACAAGAAGUGGCUGUAAAACAACUAUCUGAAAACUCAGUGCAAGGAAUAGAAGAAUUCAAAAACGAAGUGAUGUUGAUCGCGAAGCUUCAACACAGGAAUCUUGUAAAACUUUUAGGAUGUUGCUUUGAGGGAGGAGAGCAAAUGUUAAUUUAUGAAUAUUUGCCGAACAAAAGCUUGAACUUAUUUCUUUUCGAUGAAAAUAGAAGGUUAUGCCUAGAUUGGAGAAAACGCUUCAAUAUUAUAAAUGGGAUUGCUCGGGGUAUUCUAUAUCUUCACCAAGACUCAAGGUUGAGAAUCAUCCACAGAGAUCUAAAAAGCAGCAACAUUCUAUUGGAUGAAGAGAUGAAUCCAAAAAUUUCAGAUUUUGGCACGGCUAGAAUAUUCAGAGCUGAUCAAAUUCACGACAAGACAAAAAGAGUGGUCGGAACCUAUGGUUAUAUGUCGCCAGAAUAUGCAGUAUUUGGUAAAUUUUCAAUAAAAUCCGACGUCUUUAGCUUCGGGGUCAUAGUUUUGGAGAUUGUAACCGGCAAGAAGAACAACGAAUCUCAAAAAACUAAUACUUCCCUGAGCUUGAUAGGGCAUGUUUGGGAUUUAUGGAGAGAAGACAGAGCAUUAGAGAUAGUUGAUUCAUUACUAGACGGAUCAUAUUCGCCAGAUGAAGCAUUGAGAAGCAUUCAUAUCGGGUUGUUAUGUGUGCAAGAAAAUGUUGAGGACAGACCAACUAUGUUAGAAGUUGUUCUGAUGUUAAGUAGUGAAGCAACUCUUCGAGCUCCUAAACAACCGCCUUUUGUUUUCUCAGCAUCUUCCGACAAAACUAACAUUUCGGGAUCUAGUUCCAUAAAUGAGGUUACUAUCACUAAAUUCGAAGCUCGAUAGAGAUAUAACUCUCACUAAUUGUAGGAAUGUGAUUACUUUUUUACCUGGGAUUCUGUAAUUUAUUGUAUAAAUUCCAAGUAUAAUCAAUCUAAUUGGGAUUUUUUGUGCUUAAGAUUGUAGCUUAUCUAUUAUCAGGGCUUGAAAUUUGUUACA